AUGGUAAGGGAACAGAAUCGUCUCACUAUCGUUUUCGCCUGUCUGACCUUGGCUGUGUCAGUGCAGGCUGCGGCCCUGUACAACGCCAAAAGUGUCGGUUAUUACGAGCCUGCUAAAGCCGACGCCUACCAUGAGAGCAAGGCCGGCCACGCCUCCUACAAGACUCAAGGUUACGAGCACCAAGGCCACUACUCCGGCGAAUACAACACCCAUGGAUACGCCAAGGAGAGCCCUUACUAUGGCAACGGCUACGAGAAAGUAGAGCAUGGUGACGGUUACCAUAACAACGGCUAUGGCGAUCGUUAUGACAACGCCGGUUACUAUGGUAACAGCUAUGACAACAACCAAGGAUACGGCCAUGGAUACGAACCUAAAGCGGAAUACAAGUACGGCCAGACCACCUACUACAAGGGCCAGAGCUAUGGACAGGGCCACGCCUACAGCCACGAGACCUCCAAGGCCUACCACUCCCAGCCUGAAAGCUAUGGAUACGGUAAAGACGCCUAUGCCUACCAACCAGAGAGCUACGGAUAUGGCAAGGACGAGUAUGCCCACGAACCAAACAGCUACGGCUAUGAGAAAGAAUCCUACCAGCCUCAGAGCUACGGCUAUGAGAAAGAAUCCUACCAGCCUCAGAGCUACGGCUAUGAGAAAGAAUCCUACCAGCCUCAGAGCUAUGGCUAUGAGAAGGAGUCCUACCAGCCUCAGAGCUAUGGCUAUGAGAAGGAGUCCUACCAGCCACAGAGCUAUGGCUAUGAGAAGGAGUCCUACGAGCCAAAGCACUACGGUUAUGAGAAAGAUGCCCACGCCUACCACAAAUCAGAGAGCUAUGGUUACAAGAAACAAGACUACACUGCCUACCAGAAACAGAGCUAUGGAUACGGAAAAGACACCUAUGCCUAUCAGCCUAAGAGCUAUGGCUACGAAAAGGAAUCCUACGGCUACCAGCCAGAGGGUUAUGGCUACGGGCACGAGGGCAAUGGCUACGAAGGCUACAACAACGCAGGCUACGGCUCCAAGAGGCACAGGAGAAGCGUCGGAUACGGCAACUCUUAUGGCUACCACGGAAAAAGCUAUGGCCAUGGCUAUGGUUACGGACACGGAUACGGCUACGGACAUGGUUAUGGAAAAUCCUACGGUUACUCUAAGCCCAGUUAUGGACACGGUUACGGAAAGUCCUACGGUUACUCCAAGCCCAGUUACGGUUAUGGAAAAUCCUACGGUUAUGGCAAAUCUUACGGUUACUCUAAGAAAGACUAUGGUUACGGAAAGUCUUACGGAUAUUACUCUAAACCCAGCUACGGGUAUGGCCAUGGCUAUGGAUACAAGUCCUACGGCUACGGUCAUUAAUAGAUUCCCAUCAUGCACGCAUUCUACUCAUAAUCAUUGAACGAACAAUAAAAAUAAAACCAUUAAAAAUAUA
This is a messenger RNA of Aplysia californica (California sea hare), 1423 nucleotides long. Its product is annotated as prisilkin-39. The transcript has 3 exons. The coding region runs from base 1 to 1350 and encodes 449 amino acids. Lineage: Eukaryota; Metazoa; Mollusca; Gastropoda; Aplysiida; Aplysiidae. The record is from RefSeq and is a predicted model, not a curated record.